CGGGCUUACGCAUGCUCCUUGAGGCCCACCGCCGCAGCGGUGCAAGUGCCACCGUAACUGGUGGGCGCCACUGGCAACCCACCCGGAGUUGACAACCGCGGAGAGACGCAGACACCCACUGACCUCCAAGGCAGCAGAGCGAGGUGGACAGAACCUUAGGAUCUCUUUCUUUCCAAGGACGGAAACCUCUUCUAAGCAGUCCCAGAGGAAACAGCCAAAGGCAUUGGAAAGAGAGCGAGCGUCCCAAAUCGCACUGCUGAGCGUCUGGGUGAGUUAUGCGCCUGUGUCCCAGUGACCGUGGGACACGGAGAGGGGAAGUCUGCGUUGUAUAUAAGAACCUAGGGACUCCGAGCUUGGCCUGAGAACACUUGGACGCCCAGUACUUGCCUUUGGGGCUGCGCUCCUCAACUCUGCUCCAAAGCAGCCGCGGAUCUCAACUCCUGAGUCCAAGGCGGUUGGUUCGCUGUGCGCCAGGACGCGCUUAGUACCCGGUUCCUGAGCUCUAUCUUCAGCGGCUACUUUGAAAGCUCCGGCGCACGCCCCGCAGGCUAGCUAGCCUGGGAACAAAACUGGGCGAACCGUGUUCUCUUAGGUCUUGUCCCCCAAAACAUGACCUAGAGAUACCUGCGCAUGCAGAUGGCCGAUGCAGCCCGGAUAGCCACCAUGAAUAAGGCAGCAGGCGGGGACAGGCUAGCAGAACUCGUCAGUCUGGUCCCAGACCUUCUGGAGGCCGCCAACAGGAGUGGUAACGCGUCGCUACAGCUUGCGGACUUGUGGUGGGAGCUGGGGCUGGAGUUGCCGGACGGCGCGGCGCCAGGACAUCCUCCCGGCAGCGGCGGGGUAGAGAGCGCGGACACCGAGGCCAGGGUGCGGAUCCUCAUCAGUGUGGUGUACUGGGUGGUGUGCGCCCUGGGGUUGGCGGGCAACCUGCUGGUGCUCUACCUGAUGAAGAGCAAGCAGGGCUGGCGCAAGUCCUCUAUCAACCUCUUCGUCACCAACCUGGCGCUGACGGACUUUCAAUUUGUGCUCACCCUGCCUUUCUGGGCGGUGGAGAACGCAUUUGACUUCAAAUGGCCCUUUGGCAAGGCCAUGUGUAAGAUCGUGUCCAUGGUGACGUCCAUGAACAUGUACGCCAGCGUCUUCUUUCUCACUGCCAUGAGUAUGGCGCGCUACCACUCUGUGGCCUCUGCUCUGAAGAGCCACCGGACUCGAGGACACGGCCGAGGCGACUGCUGCGGCCGGAGCCUGGGUAACAGCUGCUGCGUCUCGGCCAAGGCGCUGUGCGUGUGGAUCUGGGCUUCGUCCGCGCUGGCCUCUCUGCCCAGUGCCAUUUUCUCCACCACGGUCAAGGUGAUGGGCGAAGAGCUGUGCCUGGUGCGCUUCCCGGACAAGUUGCUGGGCCGCGAUAGGCAGUUCUGGCUGGGUCUCUACCAUUCGCAAAAGGUGUUGCUGGGCUUCGUGCUGCCUCUGGCUAUCAUUAGCUUGUGCUACUUGCUGCUGGUGCGCUUCAUCUCCGACCGCCGCUUGGCGGGGACUGAAAGAGGGACCGCAGUAGCUGGCGGAGGCCUGGCCGGAGCCAGUGCCCGGAGACGGUCGAAAGUCACCAAGUCAGUGACCUUCGUUGUCCUGUCCUUCUUCCUGUGUUGGCUGCCCAACCAGGCGCUCACCACCUGGAGCAUCCUCAUCAAAUUCAACGCGGUGCCCUUCAGCCAGGAGUAUUUCCUGUGCCAGGUAUACGCGUUCCCUGUGAGCGUGUGCCUGGCGCACUCCAACAGCUGCCUCAACCCCAUCCUCUACUGCCUUGUGCGCCACGAGUUCCGCAAAGCGCUCAAGAGCCUGCUGUGGCGCAUCGCGUCUCCUUCACUCACCAGCCUGCGCCCCUUCACUGCCACUACCAAGCCGGAGCCCGAGGAUCAGGGGCUGCAUUCCCUGGCGCCGCUCCAAGCGGCCGCGGAGCCAGACCUGCUCUACUACCCUCCUGGCGUCGUGGUCUACAGCGGGGGCCGCUACGACCUGCUGCCCAGCAGCUCUGCCUACUGAGGUCCAGGGCGCGCCGUCGGGGCAAGGUGGCCUUACCCGGGCGGUGAAGGAGGUGAACAGAUUAAGGAAGCCUGCGUGUGUGUUGCGGGGGGCGCAUUUAAGAAGUAGGUGGGACGAGGAUGGGCAGAGCACGGAGGAGCAGCCUGUGUAUAGGCCGGAGAACCUUCUCUGGAGAGGGGAUGCUUUGAAAUCAAAUCAAGUGGAGAGAGGAAGCUGGCAAAGGGGCAGAGACGAGUCCCACGGGCCGGACCUUCAACCUCGGUUCCGCACCCCACCGCCUCUCCUUACUCUGCCCACGCUGGGCAGUGUGGGGGCGCCCAGAAGCAGAGAGAAGCAGCAAAAAUGUAGAGAAAUUGGCACAGGGAGCGGGGCUUAGCCAAAUGAUGCGCACACAAUUGCGCCGGUUUAUUCCAGCGACUUUUGCGGAGAGGGCAGCCGCUGCCACAAACUCUCAUUUACUACUUGGCUAACGAGACUGCAGCAGCGCCAAGGUCCUGCUUGCUGUCGGGCUGCCCCAAGAAUCUUGAGUUGGGAGGCAAGAAACGUUUUUGGAGUUAAGAAAAAGAACUGACCCUUCUGGUCCGCCCCCAGGACAAACGGCAAAGGAAAAUCACCUCCCAUGGAGUCAUUGUACCGAUUGUCAUUCCGGAUUGCGCUAGCAGGAACAUGCUGAGCUGGACCUAGCUGCAAAGCCGGGGAGCGCAAACGUUAACAGGGGGAUAACACCUGUCACAAGCUUGGGAGAGCGAUUCUUUGGGGAGUGGCAUCACUGCCGGAGGGAGCGGACACAGUGUGAUUAGAAGGGCUGGAUAGGGAAACUUCUUCAGGCUGCUGCCCCGAAAGGUAAAAGGGGGCUCAUAUGCUCACUCGGUAGCAGAGUUGGAAGUGGCGCGCUGGUGCAUUGGGCGCUGCAAGCCCAGGCGCUCCAUUUCCUCUGAGAGCACCUUGGGUGCCUGUAGGCACUCUGGUCUGUGUGCUGCCGGUGAGCUGGGCCCAGGAGCAUCCUCAAUAGCUCUACUGGGCGGAGUGGGGGCACUUCUGCAGUUCCUCCCUUCCCAUGCUUUGAGAAUCAAGCUGUCCCUUUGACUGAGGCUCUGGACCUGCGAGUAGAGGAAUGGUUCAGUAUUUUUUGUUUGUUUUUUGGUGCCGUUCCUUUUGUGGGGGUAGGCUUAGAUAGAAGAGCAAGAAAUGCCGCCGAAACGUGCAAGGGGAAUGGCGGCGGCGGGAUGGCAGAGCGCGGAAUCAUGGAAACCAAAUUUCUAGAAGCUUGGUCAGAUCUUUCAAAAGGAGGCGUGGGGUAGGAAAGAAAAUAGAAGGUCCAUGUACUCUGUCCUAAAGGGAGCAAAGUACUGGAGAAAAACCAGAA
Messenger RNA from Sapajus apella (tufted capuchin), 3406 nucleotides. It is a transcript of the gene RXFP3, whose product is annotated as relaxin family peptide receptor 3. The transcript has a single exon. NCBI's taxonomy places the organism in Eukaryota, Metazoa, Chordata, Mammalia, Primates, Cebidae. The record is from RefSeq and is a predicted model, not a curated record. The coding region runs from base 631 to 2040 and encodes 469 amino acids. Gene Ontology annotation, cellular component: membrane. Gene Ontology annotation, molecular function: G protein-coupled receptor activity. Gene Ontology annotation, biological process: G protein-coupled receptor signaling pathway; immune response.